AUAGAGUGGCGAUCUGGCUCCCUCCAGCCGUUUCACUUCCCGUUUUGUUUUUUUUCUCUGGCUGGGCUGCUGCAGUCGCUGUGAAGCUUGACAGCUCUUCGCCUCCGCUCCUCGUCAGCUUAUCACUCCACCACAGGACGAGGGACUGCAUUUACCUUCAAAAUGGCCCCCCAGUGGCUGAGCUGCAGUACCGCAGCCUUGCUGCUCUUGGCGCAUGUUGCCCCGGUCGUUGCGCAGAAGUCCUGCAACGGGGGGACCCCAGGGAUUCCUGGGAUACCAGGCACCCACGGGCCCAACGGCAACAACGGUCCCAAAGGAGAAAGGGGAGACCCUGGUGAGUCAGGCCACCCUGUCAGGGGCCAGAAGGGAGCGCCAGGUCUGCAGGGCCCACCGGGACGGCCGGGGAUGAAGGGGGACGUGGGUCUGCCGGGGCCCUCCGGAUCUCCAGGCCAGCCGGGGGGGAAGGGAAGACCCUUCAACCCUUCCAACCAGGAUAGAUACUACUUCUCCCAAAAACGGCUGCUUUCACAAACACCAGAGAUUGACACCACCAUCAACUUCAACAGUGACAUUUUGCCGGACCUGGAUCAGCAGUUUCAAGGAGAUUCGCUGAAAAACGGGACGUUCACAUGUGUCGUCAAAGGCGUCUAUUUCUUCAGUUACCACAUGUCAGCAAAGAGCAGGGUGUGUCUGAAGCUGUUGAAGGGCAGCGACACUCACAUGACGCUGUGCGACAUGUCUGACGGUUUUCUGGUAACCUCCGGCUCGGCGGUCCUGGAGCUGGAGGUCGGAGACACGGUGUCGCUCCAGGCAACCAGGUACAACAACAUCGUGACGAGCCAGGGCAGCACCAGCCACACUUUCACCGGCUUCCUGAUCUUCUCCACCGCCUAGAGUCGCAGCCUCUGAUCCACUCGGGCAGAGUUGAUAGAAAAAUCACAGACUUUUGGCCACAUUUACAGCAAUGAAAUGAAGUGUGUGUUUUCUGUAGUACUACAAAGACCAGCAGAAUUAAUAAAGGUUGGCUCAGCAGUGGCGCGUUGCAUGUUUUAGCCCAUUACAGUCAGUACGAAUCAUAUGUACUUUAAUUUACCGAUGUGCAUUUUCCAAAAGCAUAACAUUUUCAGUUGAAUUCAUCACAAGGUGUGUUCAGUUGUUUUCAGUGCAUUUCAAAGGUACAAUCUGUAAAUCCAGAUAUAAACUAAUCGCCCCACCUUCAAAAAAAUGAAAGCUCAAGACCGAACCCUGCUAUUUCUUCCAUACUGACUCACAUACAUUUCAUACAGUGUAACACUUUAACAUUAAACAACCAAAUCUACAUUAGUAAUGUUUCCUGAGACUGUUAAGUGUGUGUUUCAUUCAGUUAUGAGCGCUCGAGAAACACACUUCGUUUAAAACUCUCGUAUCAUGUAUCCUCAAUAAACUUCAAGUUUCUAUCGUCUGGA
Molecule: messenger RNA, 1445 nt
Organism: Xiphias gladius (swordfish)
Lineage: Eukaryota; Metazoa; Chordata; Actinopteri; Istiophoriformes; Xiphiidae
Gene: c1qb
Product: complement component 1, q subcomponent, B chain
Exons: 5
Coding region: 163-894 (243 amino acids)
Molecular function (GO): protein binding
Source: RefSeq, a predicted model, not a curated record